This is a messenger RNA of Colletotrichum spaethianum, 276 nucleotides long. RefSeq lists its product as uncharacterized. NCBI's taxonomy places the organism in Eukaryota, Fungi, Ascomycota, Sordariomycetes, Glomerellales, Glomerellaceae. Gene Ontology annotation, biological process: transmembrane transport. Gene Ontology annotation, molecular function: transmembrane transporter activity. The record is from RefSeq and is a predicted model, not a curated record. The transcript has a single exon. Bases 1 to 276 code for a protein of 91 amino acids. Gene Ontology annotation, cellular component: membrane.
AUGGCUAACAGACCCAAAGUCGUCAGCUUGAAGACGUAUCCCGACGGCAUCUUCCAUUUCGCGAUGGCCGUCGGUGUCUACCUCAUUCGCACUCGACGCAAGCGCGCCAACCUUGGACAUACAGAGUUCAAAUCCUGGCACGUAACCGUCAUCUUUUUCAUCCUUCUCCAAGUUUACAUCCUCGCAAUGCCUUGGUGGCCACCAAAGGGUGGCCCGUACGCCGGCAACGUCAGCUUCUGGUAUGCAACAUAUUGCGUUGUCGGCAUUGCUGUGUAA